AUGGCACACUCAAAACGCAACACAUCCCUACCACACUUCACAUCCUACGAACGAGGUCUCCUCCGCGAAUCAUGGGGUAGCAAAUCCCGCGCCAUUGGCCGAGACAGCUUCCUCUCAUUCGGCAGCUGUCGACUAUGUCUACAACCCGCCCGAACACCCGUCGCAUGCAGCACGAACGGUGACCUCUUCUGCCGUGAAUGCGCAAUGAAUGAUCUCCUCGCGCAACGGAAGGAGAUCAAGCGAUUAGAGCACGAGCGUGACGAGGCACGCAAGCGGAUUGCUGAGGAUGAGGAGCGGACGCUGGAUGAAGCCCGGGCGCGGGAUCUGAGGGACUUUGAGAUGGUUUCUAUGGGACUGGAGGCUAAGGCUAGGACGGCUGGGGAGGAUAGUAAGCGGGCCAGGGCGGAGGCGUUGGAGGCUACUGGUGGGGGAGCGAAGAAGAGGAAGGUGGAGGUUGUGGAUGAUGCUCUUGAGAGGAUUGGGGGGAGGGAGGUGAUUGUUGAUGGGAAGAAGAGGAAGGUUUUCGAGCUUGGGGCUGAUGAGAUGGCCAGACUUGCGGCGGAGGAGAAGCAGAGGCUCAUGAAGGAGGUUAAGGAUGCGAAGAAUGAGUCUAAGUCUGCUUUGCCUUCUUUCUGGGUGCCUUCCUUGACGCCUGCGACGGAUGCAGAUGAAAUCACAGCGAACAAGGCGGUCAAAUUGACGCCCAUUUGCCCUGGGUCCACGGAUGAUUCCCGACAUUCGUAUUCGCUAAAGUCGCUGGUUGAGGUGCAUUUCACAGAGGAGAAGGCAUCUGAUGGAACCGUGUCGAGGGUGUGCCCGAGCUGCAAGAAGAAUCUGAGCAAUGGGCUCAAAGCAAUGCUCACAAAACCCUGUGGCCAUGUUAUCUGCUCACCAUGUGUGACCAAAUUCAUGACUCCCCACGAAAGUCAUAUCCCAGAUCCACAUGCUUCCAAGGAGGAACAGGAGAAGAAUGCGGCCUUACAUGGCGUGGUUCUGUGCUAUGUCUGCGAGGCCGACGUUACGGCGCGGCCCAAGGAGAACGGCAGUGGGACAAGCAAGAAGUCCAAGAAGAAGGACAAGGAAAAGGACACCAUCCAGCCCGGUGUUGUAGAGAUCAGCUCCGAGGGGACCGGGUUUGCAGGCAAAGGUGGGAAUAUGGGAAAGAAAGCCGGUGUGGCAUUCCAGUGCUGA
Penicillium salamii is the source of this 1191-nucleotide messenger RNA. The record is from the annotation of a GenBank genome assembly. NCBI's taxonomy places the organism in Eukaryota, Fungi, Ascomycota, Eurotiomycetes, Eurotiales, Aspergillaceae.